AUGGUAAAAAUCCUGCCGAAGGACUAUCCAGUUCGUCUGGCAGUUCAGUCCUGGGAUUUGUUUUUCCGAAAUGCUAAUGCUGGCCAAGCAUAUGAUCCCCAUCUACCAGAUCAGUUGGAAAGAAAGGCAUCGUUUCUUCAGAGCCAUGGCCUGGCCCAGACACCGGGUAAAGCUGAAAAGCUUGUUGAAGAUCACCUUGCUGUGCAGUCUUUGAUAAGAGCAUACCAAAUCCGUGGCCAUCAUGUGGCUCAGCUGGAUCCCCUUGGAAUUCUGGAUGCAGACUUGGAUUCAUUUGUUCCAUCUGACUUAAUCACUACAAUCGAUAAACUUGGGUUUUAUGGUUUGCAUGAAUCAGAUUUGGACAAAGUCUUUCAGCUGCCUACAACCACCUUCAUAGGAGGAAAUGAGAACAGCCUUUCUUUACGAGAGAUCAUCAAACGGCUGGAGAAUACCUACUGCCAACACAUUGGCUUGGAGUUUAUGUUCAUCAAUGAUGUGGAGCAGUGCCAGUGGAUCCGGCAGAAGUUUGAGACGCCGGGAGUUAUGAAGUUUACUAAUGAGGAAAAAAGGACUUUGUUGGCAAGGCUGGUGCGCUCAAUGAGAUUUGAAGACUUCCUUGCUCGCAAGUGGUCUUCCGAAAAGAGAUUUGGUUUGGAAGGAUGUGAAGUAAUGAUUCCUGCACUUAAGACCAUCAUUGAUAAAUCCAGUGAAAUGGGAAUUGAAUAUGUUAUAAUGGGGAUGCCUCAUAGAGGUAGGCUGAAUGUAUUGGCUAACGUAAUCCGAAAAGAGCUGGAGCAGAUCUUCUGUCAGUUUGAUCCCAAACUUGAAGCAGCUGAUGAGGGAUCUGGGGAUGUAAAAUAUCAUCUGGGAAUGUACCAUGAGAGGAUCAACCGAGCAACAAACAAGAAAAUCACUCUGUCCCUGAUGGCUAACCCUUCUCACUUGGAAGCAGUUGAUCCUGUUGUGCAAGGGAAGACAAAAGCUGAACAGUUUUAUCGAGGGGAUACGGCAGGGAAAAAGGUUAUGUCCAUAUUAUUACACGGGGAUGCUGCCUUUGCAGGACAAGGAGUGGUUUAUGAGACGUUUCAUCUUAGUGACCUUCCAUCCUACACCACGAAUGGCACUAUUCACGUUGUGGUCAACAACCAGAUUGGCUUCACCACAGACCCCCGUAUGGCCCGUUCAUCUCCAUAUCCUACUGAUGUUGCUCGUGUGGUCAAUGCUCCAAUUUUUCAUGUGAAUGCUGAUGACCCUGAAGCAGUGAUGUAUGUGUGCAGUGUAGCUGCAGAGUGGCGAAACACAUUCAAUAAAGAUGUGGUGGUUGACUUGGUUUGUUACCGUAGGAGAGGGCACAAUGAAAUGGAUGAACCAAUGUUCACCCAGCCUCUAAUGUACAAGCAGAUUCAUAAGCAGGUGCCGGUGCUGAAGAAGUAUGCUGACAAACUGAUUGCAGAUGGGACUGUAACACUGCAGGAGUUUGAGGUACACAUCAACAGAGUUAAAGGGAACUUAAGAAGCU
Pelecanus crispus (Dalmatian pelican) is the source of this 1519-nucleotide messenger RNA. The record is from RefSeq and is a predicted model, not a curated record. Lineage: Eukaryota; Metazoa; Chordata; Aves; Pelecaniformes; Pelecanidae.